CUCUGCCCGCUGCGCAAUGCGGCGGGUCCCGGGACGGGCUCCGCAAUGCGACACGUUCCGAGACGGAGAUCCGUCGGCGCCUCCCCGGUUCGUCGACCCCGGAGAGGGGAGCCCGCCGGCGGGCCCUCUUCCUCCCCCUUUCCCGCGGCGCCGCUCUCUCCUCCUCCCGGCGUGCGCGAAGGGGCCGCCAAUCGGCGUCGGCCACGCGGCGGACGGGGAUUGGACGCCGUUCCGCCCGCCGAAGCGCCGGCCGGGGCUUCGCCGACGAAUGGGGCGGCGGGCCGUGGCGGAGGGAGGAGGAGCGGCCGCCCGUCGCCGGGCGGGAGAAGGCCGCAUGCGCCGCCAUGCGCGGACGGACACCGCGCAGCGGUCGGUGGGCCUGCGGGCAGGCCGAGCGCCGAGCGGUCAUUGGGCCGGCGAACGGGCAGCGCGGCGGAAGGAAGAUCGGUCUGUCCUCGGGCCCGGGGCCGCCGCGAUAAAGCCCGAAGAAUGGCGCUGUCGCUGAAGGUCGGCGUGGUGGAGAAGAACGUGGUCAAGACCAUUCAGUUCGAACCCACCACCCUUGUGUACGACGCCUGCAGGAUCGUCAGGGACAAGAUCACCGAAGCCAAUCUGGGACAACCCAAAGACUAUGGCCUGUUCCUGGCCGACGAAGACCCCCGCAAGGGAGUUUGGCUCGAGCCCGGAAGGCAGUUGGAGUAUUACCUGCUCAGGACCGGGGAUCUUCUGGAGUAUCGGAGGAAGAUUCGCCCUCUUCGAGUCAGGAUGCUGGACGGGACGGUCAAGACCGUUCUGGUGGACGACAGCCAGCCCGUGGCCAACCUCAUGGUCGUCGUCUGCACCAAAAUAGGAAUCACCAACCACGACGAGUUUUCCCUGGUCAGGGAUCUUCCGGAGGAGAUCAAGGAGAAUUCUACCGGCACUCUCACUCUUAAAAAGGAAAAGAAAGACAAGGAAAGAGACCAGAAGAUGGAACAGUUGAAGAAGAAGUUGAAGACCGACGACGAUCUGGACUGGGUGGAUCAUUCCAUGACCCUGAGGGAACAGGGCAUCAACGAGGAGGAGACCCUCCUGCUGAGGAGGAAAUUCUUCUUCUCUGACCAGAACGUGGAUUCUCGCGAUCCGGUCCAACUCAACCUUCUCUACGUUCAGGCCCGGGACGCCAUUCUGAACGAGACCCACCCGGUGACGGUGGACCAGGCCUGCCAGUUCGCCGGCAUCCAGUGCCAGAUCCAGUUCGGGGACCACGUCGAGUCCAAACACAAGCCCGGAUUUCUAGAUUUGAAAGAGUUUCUGCCCAAGAACUUCUGCAAAAUGAAGGGGAUCGAGAAGAAAGUGUUCUCGGAACACAAGAACUACGCGGGCUUGGCCGAGUUGGACGCCAAAGUCAAGUACGUGUCUCUGGCCCGAUCCCUCAAGACCUACGGAGUCACUUUCUUCCUGGUCAAGGAGAAGAUGAAGGGGAAGAACAAGUUGGUCCCCCGGUUGUUGGGCGUCACCAAAGACAGCGUCCUGCGCUUGGACGAGAGGACCAAAGAGAUCAUGAAGACCUGGCCUCUGACCACCGUCAGAAGAUGGGCCGCUUCGCCCAACAGCUUCACUCUGGACUUCGGGGACUAUUCGGACUCCUACUACUCGGUCCAGACGACGGAAGGGGAGCAAAUCUCUCAACUCAUCGCCGGUUACAUCGACAUCAUUCUGAAAAAAAAAAAGGCCAAAGAUCGCUUCGGGAUCGAAGGAGACGAAGGAUCCACCAUGGUCGAAGACAGCGUCUCGCCCGCCAAAGCUACCAUUCUUCAAAAUACGCCAGCUGCCAAACCGUCUCAUCCAACUUCGGGGUCGAUAGCUCUCCCGGCAGUCAUGAGACCCGGAGCAAACGGAGCUCAACCUUAUACGGCCGGUCAGAUGCAAGGAGCUCAGUUUGGAGAAAUAAAAGGUCAAGCUCAUACAGCAUAUUCUCCCAAAACAUUGAUGAAAUUUAGUAAGAAGCCUCAACAUCCGAGAGUUCACAGUGCCAUGUCGGAGCCUCAGAGAGCUCUGUUGAGUACGAUCGGAGCCGGAAGAGAAGCGAUAGAUUCCGCUCAGAAAGAAUUACAGUCUCGUAUACAGUUACCCGACUUGGGUACGGAUCCGGCAUCCCUGCAGUGGAAACAGAAUACGAUGGACGUUAAGAAACAAAACGUAUCCUCUCAAGUGGCAGCUAUGAAUGCUGCAACUGCUCAAGUCAUCACUUUAACAUCAGGUCCACCAGAAGAAGUCGAUCAUCCUGCUGUAGGAGCUGCAAUAUCAACAAUAGCUACCAAUUUGACAGAAAUGUCUAAAGACGUUAAGAUGAUUGCGGCUCUAAUGGAUGAUGAUUUAACCGGAGACAAGUUGAUUGAUGCCACUCGUAAUUUAUGUUCGGCGUUUUCUGACCUGUUGAAGGCCGCCGAACCGGAAAGCAAAGAGCCGCGACAGAAUCUGCUGAAUGCCGCAAGUCGCGUCGGAGAAGCUAGUCAUGCAGUAUUAUAUACUAUUGGUGAAGAAGAUGGUAUUGAUAAAGAAGCACAGGAUAUCCUCUUGGGAUUAGCAAAGAGAGUGGCAAAUUCAACAGCAAAUCUUGUAUUGAAAGCCAAAAAUGUAGCAAGUAAAUGUGACGAUCAAGCCAUACAAAACAAAGUCAUUAAUGCCGCAACUCAGUGCGCAUUGGCUACUUCGCAGCUUGUUGCUUGUGCAAAAGUUGUUGCUCCCACAAUCAACAAUCCCAAUUGUCGUCAACAACUAAUUGAAGCAACAAAAGAAGUUGCCAAAGCUGUCGACGGUAUUUUGAAAGCAUGUCAGGAAGCAACUGACGACGAAAAAUUGUUGAGAGAUUCGGCAACAGCAGUUACACAAGUAAACGAAGCUUUGUCGGAUCUUUUAAAUCACGUUCGAACAUUUCCAGAAAAGGGGGCCAGAACGUCGGCUCACGAUGGCGCGGUGGACACAAUUCUCGAUGCCACGGACAGGUUGUUCAGUAGUACCGGCGAUGCUACGGAGAUGGUUCGUCAGGCUAAAAUAUUGGCAAAGGCAACAUCUCAUUUGAUCGGAUCUAUCAAGGGUGAAGCCGAAACACAGCCGGAUUCCGACGUCCAAAAAAGAUUGCUGGCUGCUGCAAAAUUAUUAGCUGAUGCUACUUCUAAAAUGGUUGAAGCCGCUAAGGGAUGCGCCAGUAAUCCACACGAUUCUGAAUCACAAGCGGCACUGCGUCGGGCGGCAGAAGAGCUGCGAAGUGCCACCAACGCAGCCGCCAGUAAUGCCCUGAAGCGGAAACUUAUACACAGACUCGAAAAUGCUGCAAAACACGCUGCCGCAAUGGCAACACAAAACAUUGCAGCGGCUCAAGGUGUGCGUCCCCACAAUAACAAUCAAGUUACUCAAGGAGAAUUAAUGGAUAGUUGUAGAGAAGUAGCUGAAGUUAUUCCUCAUGUGGUCCAAGGUGUUAAAGGUACUAUGGCAGAUAUUGAUAAUCCCAAUGCCCAGAUGACUCUAAUAAAUGCUUGUGAACAAAUGAUUCAGCCCUGCAAUAAAAUGAUUACUUCUUCAAAAGCUGCUCUCCCGACAGUUGCCGAUCAAUCGUCUUCUAUGCAACUUAGUAACGCUCUCAGACAAAUGGCAGCAGCUCUUGCAGAACUCAGAUCUGCAAUUAUCAAGGCACAAGAAGCAUGCGGAACAUUGGAAAUUAACAGCGCAUUGGAACAAAUUCACGAUUUAAACGAAGAAUUAUUAGCUAUCAAGAAAGCCGCUUUGUCGUCAAACCUGAAACCGUUACCCGGCGAAUCGAUUGAAACAUCAUCAUUACAAUUAGGAGCCAUUUCCAAAGUAGUUGGAUCGGCGAUGGCACAACUAUUAACUGCUGCUUCACAGGCCAAUGAAAAUUAUACGGGAAUUGCAGCUAGAGAUACGGCAAAUGCAUUGAAAAUCUUGACGAGUGCUGUGAGAGGCGUGGCCGCCACCUGUAGCGACUUGCCCACUCAGACGAGAAUAAUCGACAGCGCCCGAGAAGUCAUGGAUAAGUCUGCCCAUCUGGUCGAAGAAGCUCGUAGGGCCGUACACAAUCCCACCGACGUGAGCAAUCAGCAGAGACUCGCGCAGGUGGCAAAGUUAGUUUCAAAUGCACUAAACAAUUGCGUAAAUUGUUUACCAGGUCAGAAAGACGUAGACGAUGCAAUUAAAAGUAUCACUGAAGCUAGUCAUGCACUAAAUGCACAGCAGUUUCCAUUAUCAAAUAAAACUUACAGUGAACUUCAAAAUAAUUUAACCAGUGCUGCGGCAAAUUUGAACGAAGCUGCUAGUAACGUAGUUGUUUCGUCCAAAGACACUCCGGCUAAUUUAUCUAAUAGCGCAAAAAAAUUUGGUACUGCGUUUGAAGAUCUUUUGGGAUGUGGCAUGGAAAUUAUCGGUCAGACAAAGGAUACGGAAGUAAGAGGUCAAAUGGUGGUCAGUUUGAAAAACGUGUCGAUGGUGUCCAGCAAGUUGUUGGUGACGGCCAAAUCUGUUGCAGCAGAUCCGACCGCUCCCAAUUCCAAAACUCAGUUGGCAUCCGCAGCCAGAGCGGUUACCGAAAGCAUCAAUCACUUGGUGAACGUGUGUACGUCCGCCGCUCCGGGUCAAAAAGAGUGCGACAAUGCAAUCAGAAAUAUUCAGAUGAUGAGACCUUUACUGGAUAAUCCUAGCGAAGCUGUCAAUGAUGCAACUUAUUUCGAAUGUUUGGAUAAUGUUAUGGAAAAAUCUAAGAGUUUAGGUGACGGAAUGACUGGAAUUGCCAAUCAUGCCAAGCAAGGAGCCCGUGAAAAAUUUGGCGAAGCGGUGAAAGACGUUUCGGAUGCCAUUUGUGGUUUGAUCGAAUCUGCCGCACAGGCCGCUUAUCUGGUCGGAGUUUCCGAUCCGUCCAGCGUGACCGGCAGACCCGGUCUGGUCGAUCCCGUUCAUUUUGCCAGAGCCAGCCAGGCCAUUCAGAUGGCUUGUCAGCAACUAAUUAAUCCGACGAGCAAUCAACAGCAGAUUCUUUCUGCUGCCACCGUGAUUGCUAAACAUACUUCGUCUUUAUGUAAUUCCUGUCGGUUGGCAUCCUCCAAAACUACUAAUCCUGUUGCCAAACGUCAGUUCGUUCAGUCUGCUAAGGACGUUGCUAAUGCAACUGCAAACCUUGUUAAAGAGAUCAAAAUUUUAGACCAGGAACCGACCGAAAUUCACAGACAAAAUACUGCCUAUGCAACUGCACCAUUAAUUGAAGCGGUGGAAAAUUUAACCACAUUUGCUAGUUCCCCCGAGUUUGCUUCUGCGCCAGCAAAAAUUAGCUCAAAGGCAAGGGCGUCUCAGGAACCCAUCACUUCUGCCGGCAAGUCAAUCAUUGAUGGAUCCUGCAACAUGAUUCAGGCCGCAAAAUCUUUGGCCGUCAAUCCCAAGGAUCCUCCCGCUUGGCAAACUCUUGCAAAUCAUAGCAGAAGCGUGUCCGAUGCCAUCAAGACGUUGGUGUCUUCGAUAAGAGACAAAGCUCCGGGACAAAAGGAAUGCGAACAGGCCAUCGAAAGACUGAGUGCUUGCAUAAGAGAACUGGAUAGAGCUUCCGUCAGUAUCAUCAGUCAGAGUCUUCAACCUCGUACUGAUAAUACGCUGAAAGGUUUUCAAGAGCAAAUGGAAAACAGUGCUUCCGAAAUAUUAGACAAAAUCGACAUCAUCGGUUCCGCUGGUAAAGGGGAAGCAGAAAAACUCGGACAUUCGGUGACGAAUAUGGUCGGUUAUUUCGAUCCACUAGUUAAAAGUGCUAUCGGCAGUGCAUCAAAAACAUUAAAUUCCAAACAACAAAUGGCAAUUUUGGAUCAGACUAAAACAGUUGCAGAAUGUGCACUCCAGUUAGUGUACACUGCAAAAGAAUCCGGCGGAAAUCCCAAGGCCACGCACCUGCAUGGUGAAAUAGACGAGUCGGCAGAUGCCAUGAAAGAUGCCCUGCAGGAUCUGUUGCACACGUUAGAAGUUGCCACCACGGAAACGGGAGUCAUCACGGGAGUGAUCGAAUCUAUAAAUAAAUCCGUCUCAAAAAUGGAUGAUUAUCAAGUUAGUUCCAGUCAAGAUUCUUUCGUGGAUUACCAAACCAGAAUGGUAAAUUCGGCAAAAGAGAUUGCCAGAAUUGCCCAGGAAAUGAUAACAAAGUCUACGACCGACGUGGCUCAACUGGGACCGCUUACGGCAAGAAUGUCCCACGAAUUCGCUAACUUGGCUUCGGAUGCCAGAGGAGCCAUUUCUGCCACUCCAAACGUAGACGUUGCCGGAAGAAUUCGGUCGAGUGUUCAGGAUCUGGGAAAUGCAUGCAUACAUUUAACAAAAUCUGCCAGUUCUUGUCAGAGCAAUCCCGGCGACAGUUUCAGUCAACAUGAUAUCGCCGACAAUUCCAGACUCGUGGCAGAAAAGGUUUCCUUCGUGCUAGCCGCACUCCAGGCAGGAUCUCGCGGAACACAGGCCUGCAUCAGUGCCGUCAGCACCGUCAACGGCAUCAUCGGAGAUCUGGAGACCACCAUCAUGUUUGCCACUGCAGGAACUCUGCACGCCGAACAUGAAACCGAAACUUUUGCCGAUCACAGAGAGAAUAUUUUGAAGACUGCCAGAACAUUGGUAGAAGACACGAAAACGUUGGUGACCGGUGCGGCCUCCAGCCAGGAACAGCUGGCCGUUGCGGCACAGAAUGCCGUCGCCACCAUCAUACAGCUGGCCGAAGUGGUCAAGAUGGGUGCGGCGUCUCUCGGAUCAAAUAAUCCCGAGGCGCAGGUGUUGCUGAUUAAUGCCGUGAAAGAUGUGGCCACCGCACUGGGCGACUUGAUCCAGUCGACUAAAGUCGCUUCAGGCAAGAGCAUCCAUGAUCCAUCCAUGCUCUACUUAAAAGAAUCGGCAAAGGUUAUGGUGACAAAUGUUACCUCUCUUCUAAAAACCGUGAAAUCCGUAGAAGACGAACAUUCACGUGGCACUCGAGCCCUGGAGAGUACAAUAGAGGCUAUCGGACAAGAGAUCAGAGCCUUCGACUCGUCCGAGCCGCCGUCCAGAAAAGCCCUUCCCGAAGAUCUGGUGAGAGCGACCAAACCGGUCACCCUGGCCACGGGCAAGGCGGUCGCCGCAGGAAAUAGCUGCAAACAGGACGAUAUCAUAGUUGCCGCUAACAUGGGAAGAAAAGCGAUAGUCGACCUGCUGACUACUUGCAAGGCUGCCGCAUAUUCUGCGGAGACUAUUCAUACCAGGACCAAGAUCAUGGAUGCGGGACACCAGUGUGCCAUUCAUUACAGGGAACUGCUGCAGAUGGUCCAUCAGGUUAUCCAAAAACCUAGUCAGACGGGAAGGCAACAGCUCGUCAUCAUGUCUAGAACCAUAGCCACUUCUAUCACGGAAGUGGCCAACGGGGCAGAGAUGCUGAAAGGAUCCGACUGGGUGGACCCAGACGACCCGACCGUCAUCGCCGAGACGGAGCUCCUCGGAGCAGCCAACUCGAUCGACGCGGCUGCCAAGAAGCUGGCAAGUCUCAAACCAAGAAGAAGCAUCAGAGAAACCGACGAGAGCAUGAAUUUCGACGAGAUGAUCCUGGAGGCAGCCAAGUCGAUCGCUGCUGCCACCUCCGCCCUGGUGAAGGCCGCCUCGGCAGCCCAGAGAGAGUUGGUUGCCGCAGGAAAGGUGGGAGCCCAUCCCCUGUACACGUCCGACGACGGUCAGUGGUCGGAAGGUCUCGUUUCUGCCGCAAGAUUGGUGGCCGCCGCCACUCACAGUCUGGUUGAAGCCGCAAACUCGUUGGUGCAGGGUCACGCUUCCGAAGAAAAACUUAUCUCUUCUGCCAAGCAGGUGGCCAGUUCGACCGCACAACUCCUGGUGGCUUGCAAAGUGAAGGCGGAUCCCGAUUCUCAGUCGACCAAACGUUUACAGGCUGCCGGAAACGCUGUGAAGAGAGCGACGGACAACCUGGUGAAGGCGGCGCAACAGGCGAUAGAACACGACGAGGAGCGAAGUCUGAUCAUCAACAAGAGGAUGGUGGGAGGAAUCGCUCAGGAGAUCGUGGCCCGAGAGGAGAUCCUCAAGAAAGAAAGGGAACUGGAAGAGGCCAGGGAGCGUUUGGCCGCCAUCAGGCGGGCCAAAUACGGAAACAGACCGGCCGACGACUACCACGGUUACGGUUCUUCCUAGGCCGCCCGAAACACCGGGCAACCACAAAUUUUAGUUAGAUUUUCCUUUGUAUUAUUACUAUUAUUAACUCGUCCGCUAAAAUAGUUUAUUUAAGAGAAUUAUGGUCGUUAAUCGUUGACUAAUAUUUAAUCCGAGCCGUUAACUCUGUUGUAUUUUUCGGAUAUUAAAAAAAAGAAGAAGAAAGUUAUCGUUGAACGUUGCGACAUAUUUUACCCGACCGCGCCGGUCUGUAUAUAAAAUAUACGUACGAGAGUCGUUAGCGACUGCCGGGGAAGAAGCCCGAUAUCAAGUAAGACGUCCUUUUGCCGCGCGUGCCGCUUACGCCGGCCGUUCAUUUACGUGUCGCGUGCGAAACGUUGCGUAUUCCGUUUUUUUUUCUAUUAUUAUUAUUAUAUUUAUUAUUAUUAUAUUAUUAUUAUUAUUUAACAGAGAAUAUUUACAUAUCAACAGAUUAUUAUACUAAUCGUUAACGCAUAUCGGAGAAUUGGUGGGGUGUCUCUCUUACCGGCGUUUUAUUACCAUGUUUAUUUUAUCCAGAUGGCGUUAACGGCCGUGCUACGAAAUUCUCUUCUGUACGUCAUUUCCGUUUAAUAAAGGCUUGAUUUCGUUUGUA
This is a messenger RNA of Centruroides sculpturatus (bark scorpion), 8791 nucleotides long. RefSeq names its product talin-2-like (gene rhea). The record is from RefSeq and is a predicted model, not a curated record. Gene Ontology annotation, molecular function: actin filament binding; structural constituent of cytoskeleton; integrin binding. The transcript has 61 exons. Bases 46 to 8178 code for a protein of 2710 amino acids. Gene Ontology annotation, biological process: cell-cell adhesion. Lineage: Eukaryota; Metazoa; Arthropoda; Arachnida; Scorpiones; Buthidae. Gene Ontology annotation, cellular component: plasma membrane; ruffle; focal adhesion.